AACCCGUCAAUCUUCAUCUCGAAUCAGCUGCCCAAGUUGAAGACAUCUUCACAGUCUCUUCUAUAGCAUCUCAUUCGCUUCAGUACUCGCAUAAAAUCAAACACUAAAACCGAAAGGUCUGGGGUUGUCUUUGAUUUGACUGCUUAGCAAUGGCGUCCAAGCAAUUGAGAAGAGAGAAUCAUGUUACAGAUGAACGUGAGACAGUGGUGAAGAAAGAUAGAGUCCCGAAAAUGACAACCCAUUUUGAGUCUCUUGCAGAAAAGGCGAGAGAUGAGCAACAUAAUGCUCCUGUUCAUGGUGAGAAACCCCACCAGUUUGAAACUCCUCCUGUCGGGAUACAAGUUUCUGGGUCAGAUAGGAUGAGAAGAGAGGAAGGGCUGGAAGAAGAGACUGAAAGAGAGAAAAGGGCUUCUCAAAUUCAUGCUGAAAAAGAAGAAAAAGAGCAGCAGGCUGCUGUCUAUGGCGAAAGAAAGGAAGGAACUGGUGAAAAGGAAAAUCACGGCGGAGAAGAGAGUCAGGUGCCUUCACUGGAGGAAAUUUCGAACUUGAGGGCGAAGGCGCAGCAGAACUCCACGGAAGCCAUCAGGGCGGCGGAGGAGAGGUACGAGAAGUCGAAAGAAAAGGGUGCGUCGGCCUUGCACAAGGCCAAGGAUUACACCGCGAAAAAAGCGGUGGCUGCAAAAGAAGUGGCGGUGGAAAGUGGCAAGGGGGUGGCAGAGUAUACGGGGAAAGUGGCUGCGGAAGUGAAGGAUCAUGCGAUUGUGGCCGGGUGGGGGGCAACGCAUUAUACUCUUGAGAAGGCGGCGGAGGCCACCAAGGCCGUGGCCGGCAUUACGUCGAGCGUUGCAGGGUAUACGGGUGAGAAGGUGGUGGUUGCAAAGGAUAAGGUUGCCGGUGCUGGGAAGAGUUUGGCGGGGUACGCCGGAGAGAAGAUAGCUGCUGCUAAGGAUGCGGUGGUGGCUACUGAGGAAAGUGCAGCUGAGUAUGCAGCUCGGAAGAAGGCCGCCGCUGAGAAAGAGUUAGAAGCAAAAAGAGCGUCACAUGAUAAGGGAGACUGGGGAGAAACAAUCGCUAGCAAGGAGCAGCAAUAUGCAGGGAACGAGCAAUGGGAAACACCAACAGAUGAAUUCCAGGAGUGGGAUCGGGAAGGAGCAGAAGAACACGGCCAAUCAGCACAAGAAUGGGGCAGCAGCAUCCUCCAUGCCAUCGGCGAAACUAUAGUGGAAAUAGGCCAAACAGCCAAGGAACUGCUCGUUGGCCGGCACCCGCCCCAAGUACUGAAACCGAACAACGAAGCAGAAUACACGGAGGAGACUCGUGCAGGAGAGCUGGUAAAGGAACUUAGAAAGAGUAUAUGAGGGCCUGGUAGUUCCAAUUUCAGAUGCAGAAUUCUGUCAGUAUCGGCCUUCUGAUCGGUUGGAACUCAUGAUGUAUAUAGACUCUGAUCUUCAUUCUCGUCCCCUUUUUGAGAGUAGUUCAUCAACCUUCGGAGCAUGUUGUAAUAAUAAUAAACAAGUAAUACCGAGUACAGUACGAAAUUCUCGUGAUGGUUUGUGUUACAAAUUGAACAAGGAUGGCAGUUAGCUGGCUACUCAAUUUCAUCUAAAAUUUGCACUUUUGAUCCCAUACAAUAGUAUAUGUAUUUUUUAUCCCACAAUUUAUGAG
Molecule: messenger RNA, 1665 nt
Organism: Sesamum indicum (sesame)
Lineage: Eukaryota; Viridiplantae; Streptophyta; Magnoliopsida; Lamiales; Pedaliaceae
Biological process (GO): cold acclimation
Cellular component (GO): cytosol
Source: RefSeq, a predicted model, not a curated record